AUGAAAACGCACAAUUUUUUCUCGAUAAUAACAUCUCAAACGCAAAUUGAAAAAUCAAACCCAGUGGCUGCAGCGGCAGCAGUGGCCAUGGACGAGAGGCUCCCCCAGCCGUCGCCGCUGCCGCCGCCGCAAUUCCAGCUCGGGAACCCCAUGUCCGCUCCGGCGUCGCCCUACUCCGCGCUCCACCCUCUCCUCCUCCCGUCCACUAACCCGCACCUCCUCCUCAAGCCCAAGACGCUGACCCUCUCGCUCUCCUCCUCCUCCCUCGCCUCCAUGCCCUCCUCCUCCUCCCCGCCCGCCCCCGCCUCCGACGCAUGGGAACUCGUCCACCCAACCGUCCCCGUCGCCGCCGCCUCCCCCAUCGACGGCGGCCUCGACGACUGCGCCAUCUUCCCACCGCGCCUCCACGAGGGCCUGGGCCUCGAGGCGGAGGCCGAGGAGGCCGCGACCAAGGAAGAGAAGGAGGAGGAGACUGAUGACGAGGAGGAGUGGCUGUGGGGGUGGGGGAGGUGCCGCGCGGCGGCGAGGCGCGCGUGGGCGGCCGGGUCAGGGGCCGUGCUCGUGCACGGAGAGUGCGGAUGUCCCGGGGUGAGGCCGGCCGUCUGGUCGGCCGCGGCGGCGGCCGUUGUGGUUGGCGCUCUGUUCUACGUGCGCCGGCGAGACAGGAGGGAGAGGGACCUCCUCGUCCUGCUCUCGCAGGAGAAGGAUAAGAGGAUAGCACAACUGCUGCAUCAAAUUGCUUUACUGAGUGACAUCAGAGGCGGCAGCGAAGCAGUUAAAAUUAUGAGGAACUCUUAA
This is a messenger RNA of Triticum turgidum subsp. durum (durum wheat), 798 nucleotides long. The record is from the annotation of a GenBank genome assembly. Lineage: Eukaryota; Viridiplantae; Streptophyta; Magnoliopsida; Poales; Poaceae.